Messenger RNA from Saccostrea echinata, 823 nucleotides. Its product is annotated as plasminogen-like. The transcript is spliced from 3 exons. The record is from RefSeq and is a predicted model, not a curated record. Bases 33 to 809 code for a protein of 258 amino acids. Lineage: Eukaryota; Metazoa; Mollusca; Bivalvia; Ostreida; Ostreidae.
CAUGAAGUUAGGUGAUUUUCAGAACGACGACCAUGUUGUCAUUAAUCUCUUUCUCUUUCGUUGUUGUCAUCGUAGUCUUCAAAUCGUACGGAUCUCAUUUCAGAGAUGAUUUUUUUCAUCGUCUGCUCAAAGCAGACGACAAAGUGGUGAUGAAAAAAGUUCUAGCGGAGUUCAGGGGUGUCUCUGUUCGACACUGUGGCUUGAAGUGUUUGGAACACUACCUGUGUUCUUCCUUCUUCAUCAACAGAGAAAACAAGCACUGCAAACUCGCAGGAGAAGUCGACCUUAAUAAUCUCGUCUUCUCGCCUGGAUACAGAUACUAUGUGUCGGACGACUGUAAACGGAGUAUGCUGGGAUGGGAGUACACGGGAACGAGAGAUAGAACUGUGGAUGGGAUACUCUGUCAGCGCUGGGAUCAACAAUAUCCACGUCAACACACGUACGACCUCCUCUCAAGUGAACACAAUUAUUGCAGAAAUCCUGCUAAAGCAUACGCUAAAGGUCCGUGGUGCUAUACGACGCAGGGAGACAAACCCUGGAAUUACUGUUUCGUUCCAAAAUGCGUGACUGCAGCACGCGAGUGUCGCACAACAAAGAGAGGAGAGGACUACUUUGGUACAGUGAACGUUACCACUACCGGGAUAGAGUGUCAGAGGUGGGGGAAUAAGUCCCCCAGGGUCCAUGAUUACACCAUUCUCAGGCAGGAGAAAAACUACUGCAGGAAUCCCUUUGGAGAGAAGAAGGCACCCUGGUGUUACACAUUGUGGGGGCAAUAUGAAUUUGGCUAUUGUGACAUUCCAAAAUGUUAAACUUGUAAUAUUGA